Adineta steineri is the source of this 1560-nucleotide messenger RNA. The record is from the annotation of a GenBank genome assembly. NCBI's taxonomy places the organism in Eukaryota, Metazoa, Rotifera, Eurotatoria, Adinetida, Adinetidae.
AUGAGCUUUUUUAUCGAUAAUUGUUGUUUAAAACUAAAUUAUCUUGUUUGUGGUUCAAAUGAAUCUUCAUCGGAAAAGAAAAAGAAAAAGUUCAAGUCUCGGCAACAAGGCAUUAUGAACCAUGUUAGUUCAAAUAGCAAAGUCAUUAAUCGUAGCGAACCAACGCCUAUCAGUCCAUAUCACCAACACUAUGUCAAUGUCGCAUCACCAUAUUACACGAUUCAACAACAGAACAGUAUAAGAAAAUCUUUUAAAUAUGAAAAUUCAAAUAUACAACAAACAAAUAAAUAUUCUCUUGAAUCAUCCUUGAAUUCUUUUGCUGAUCAUCGUUUAUCUCAACGAUCUUCAUCUAUAUUAAAUAAUGGAAUUAUAAUAAAAAAUAUAAUUCUUCGUCGAAAUCGUCCAAAUGAAAGAUUAGGUUUAACACUAUGCUAUGGUAUAACAUCGAAAUCAACAACUAAUAUUUAUAUUCAGCAAGUUGAUAAAGAGAGUAUCGCAGGUCAUCAGGGUGAACUUCGAAGCGGUGAUCAAAUUAUUAAAAUAAACAAUCAUCGUGUUACAAGUCGAGACGAAGCAAUCAAUCUUGUCAAUGGUGCUUGUCGUAUUCUUUUACAAAUCGUUCGAUUUGAAUUUUCAACACCAAAUUUUUCAACAAUUCCAUCAGAAAUACCAUUAACAGAAGAUGAUAGUGGUGUUAUACUUGCAUGUAACACAGAUUUUGAUACAACACAUGACUGGUUACAUCAAAAAUCUUCACAUGAAUGUUAUAAUCUAUUAAAAAGUUGUAUUAGUUUAUCUUCAACUGCCUUAAAUCAUUGUUCGAAUUGUCGACGUAAUCAAUCAUAUGCUCGUCAAUUUCAAUAUCGUCGGUGUUUAUCAUUAAAUGAUCUUAGACCAUGUUCAUUUUUUGAAGAAAAACUCAGUCAAUCAAAACAACUAGCACAUUCGCAAAGUAUUUUUGGAACAACAACCGAUAAUGAACAAGUUAUUCUUAAACCUCUUCCAUAUAAUCAUCAACAACAUAAACUAAUUGAAUGUCGAGAUAAUAGUGAUAGUGGUUUAGUAUGUGGUCGAUCUCGAUCAAAUGAUUCAUAUCGUUCUCGACAUCAUCCUCAUCAAAAUCAAUGGACACUUAAACAUUUUCGACGACGAUAUCGUGAACAACGUUUAAAAGAACAAUAUCAAACGACAGAUGAUGAACCAAUGAGUGAAUUAAAACAAGGACGUUAUUGGACACGACAACAACGAAAAGAACAUCUAGCUAAAGCUAAACAAUAUCGUGAACGUGCAAAAUUUUUUCAACAACAUUCAAUAACUCCAUUUUCCGAUUCAGCAACAGAAGAUUUUAAUUUAUUAAAUCGAAUAUUUCUUCGAGAAAAUCAUCAAGAAUUAAAUCAAAAACCUUAUUUAGCAUAUAAAUAUGAUCAACAAUCAUCAUUUGAAAGAAAAAAAUUAAAACGAAUGAUACAACAACAUUAUUUUAAACGAAUUAAAUCUCAAUCAACAACAACUGUAUCAAUUUCUAGUACUAUUGAUCAACCUUCAAUGGUUAUACUGUAG